Molecule: messenger RNA, 880 nt
Organism: Danio aesculapii
Lineage: Eukaryota; Metazoa; Chordata; Actinopteri; Cypriniformes; Danionidae
Gene: fuom
Product: fucose mutarotase
Exons: 6
Coding region: 72-533 (153 amino acids)
Biological process (GO): fucose metabolic process
Molecular function (GO): fucose binding; racemase and epimerase activity, acting on carbohydrates and derivatives
Source: RefSeq, a predicted model, not a curated record
AACCAAUUGAAAGACAUCAAACAGUCACAUGAUUCCUCACAAACUUGCUCGUGUGCUGUCACUGCUUAGAAAUGGUUAUUCUUAAAGGAAUCCCCUCAGUACUUACGCCUGAAUUAUUGUAUGUUUUGGCGCAAAUGGGCCAUGGAGAUGAACUAGUUCUUGCAGAUGCAAAUUUUCCAACCUCAUCUGUUUGUAAAUGUGGUCCGGUGGAGAUAAGAGCGGAUGGUGUGCGUAUACCAGAACUUCUGAAGGCAAUCCUGAAGCUUUUUCCUCUCGAUACUUAUGAUGAGUCGGCAGCUGUCAUGGACCUUGUGCCUAGUGACUUAUUAAGGGGGUUGAAAGUGCCGAUAUGGGACCAGUACUCAGAAAUCCUAAAACAAGCAGGAUCAGAUGGUAACAUGAAGUCUGUUGAGCGCUUUGCAUUUUAUGAGCGUGCAAAGAAAGCAUUUGCUGUAGUUGCAACUGGGGAGACUGCACUGUAUGGAAAUAUCAUCAUCAAGAAAGGUGUCAUUUCUCCUGGUGAACAAUGCUGAAAGAAGAGAGCUCUUUGUCAGUGCUAAAGUUAGUAGACCAAAGAUCCUAUAGAUAUUGCACUUACAUUAAAAAAUGAUUGCAUAUAAUUGUAUAAAAAUGUAAGUUAUUCAUUUUAUUUUUUUAUUUUGAUGACAAACAUAUUUUUCUUUCUGUUCAUAAUCUCUGUAAGCAUUAAAACAAUUCAUAUUAAAAAAGAGUUAAGAAAUUCAGGCAAUUUAUUUAAUAAAACAAUUUUAAAAAUAACAUUUAUUUUAGUUUAGCUUCUCAGGUAUAGCUCAAUCCACAGCUGAUCGCAGUUCAUUUUGUGAGCAACUUGCGCUUUCAUUCAAGUAAGCUUUGUGAAUAG